Colletotrichum aenigma is the source of this 891-nucleotide messenger RNA. RefSeq lists its product as uncharacterized. The record is from RefSeq and is a predicted model, not a curated record. Bases 1 to 891 code for a protein of 296 amino acids. Lineage: Eukaryota; Fungi; Ascomycota; Sordariomycetes; Glomerellales; Glomerellaceae. The transcript has a single exon.
AUGAUACCACGACUUCUCCAGCAUCGCCCCAUCGAGCGGAGCGAUAUGCAAGCAAGAACAGCCCUUCCAGAUAGGCCUAUCCUUCAGCGAGACUCAACAGCCAUUUCACCAACGAGCUCCCAAGACAGCAUCGACACCGCCCCCUCUUCCUCGUCGUCACCGUUGCCGCCGCCGCCGACACCCCAGGCCUGGAUCUGGCGCUGCCACAUCUGCAACGCAACCUUCCGCCUCUCCUGCACCCGUCGCUGCCUCCACUGCGGGCACGUAAUGUGCACCACCCCGCCUCCGCCCCCGACCACCAGCAGCAGCAGCAGCAGCAGUCGUCGCAGAAGCAGAGCCGGGCCCUGCGCCAUGGAGUUCGACUACGAGCGCUGGGCCGCGUGGGGCGACUGGCGUCGACUCCGUCGCACAGCAGAGGAAGAGGACACCUUGCGGCAAGACACAAAACCGUCUUGGGGCGAGCGGGAAGCGCAGCGCAAGAGGCGGCUAUACGACCGCGUGGGAAGCUGUCGGGACGACUGCGACUAUCCCUCCGAAUGCCACCACCUCAGGUCGGAGAUGCGGCAGCGAUUCACGGUGGUUGAAGGUGGUGAAGUCUCGCCGCUCGGCCCGCUGGCUUUGUCGCCGGACUCACCGUCCAUGGAGGAGGCCGCGAGGUCGAUCUUGAGAAUGGGCGUCGACGAGGCGGAUUGCGUUUUCGCGGCAGCGGAUUAUCUGGAGAGCAGGUUUGCUGGGGCUCAUCGGGGCGAAAACUCAGGGUUGGGGUUUGACGUAUACAUAGACGCGCCUGUGAGAGAGGAGUGGGAGGACUGGUGGGAUGACGACAGUGGGUACGGAGCGGCUUCCGAGGACGAAGACGCUGACAUGGUGUAUGAGGAUAUUCGCGGAUGA